Meleagris gallopavo (turkey) is the source of this 956-nucleotide messenger RNA. RefSeq lists its product as uncharacterized. The record is from RefSeq and is a predicted model, not a curated record. Lineage: Eukaryota; Metazoa; Chordata; Aves; Galliformes; Phasianidae.
AGCACUGUGUGCCCUGCUCUGAGCUCCCAUAGGGAGCCACCCCUUUUUUGCUAUUUUUGCACCACUGCAGCACUUCAGCAGCUCCACAGUGUUUCUCCCAGGACUGAGUGGGGAAGAUGCCACUAAAGGAGAAAAAAGAAAAGGAGAAGCCUCACAGUGACAACUGUAACCCUGGGCAACAGGGGGAGAGCGUGGAGAGCCUGAUGAAGGACAUUAAUGUGUGCCGCAGCGUGGGCCUGGAGAUCAUCAACAGGACCAGGACAGUGACGCUGAAGGAGUUCAGGAGUUACUGCUUCAGUGGCAAGAUCCUGACCACUCUGCCCUUUGAAAUUGGCCCAGACUCCAGAGGAAUAUGUGCCUUUGCAAAAACUCCCUACAGCCUGCGAGGGAGCGUGGGGAUUGUGGUCUGCAAGGCUGACGCUUUCUUUUUGGCCAUCGCAUUCUCCAACCCCUUUGACUACAUCCUCUACAAAAUCGAGUUUGCCUUGGAGAUCUUCACGGAGGAGAACCACCUGGGGAUCCUCAGCGAUGUCUUCUCCAAAAUGAUGAAGAGUAAACCAUACUGCGGCUCCUCGCUCUUCCAGCGAGCCACGCUGGGGUAUGAACAUGAAACCCUGGAGGUCUCCAAGGGGAACAUUCGUGUCCAAGCCAAGAUGUCCAACAACCAAAAAGCCGUCCUGAAAGUCCAGAUUGAAAACAUGAAUCCACCACCCUACACCAAAGUCGUGUGAGGGAAGAUGGGCACCACUGCUGCCCAAAGGAGCCCCUGGGAGAUAUUCAGCAAGGAUGCAGCAAGGCUUCUCCAGCGGUCUUGGAAGGAGGUGGAUGGUGAUGAUGGAUCCCAUGGGAGAUGGAAUCACCACCUCAUGGCUUUGCUGCAGAGCUAACAGUGUUCUACAGCUUGCUAACUAACUCAUGAUUGCAUGUGAUAACCAAUAAAUAUAUUCUUACCAUCA